Messenger RNA from Helianthus annuus (common sunflower), 1068 nucleotides. RefSeq names its product probable carbohydrate esterase At4g34215. The record is from RefSeq and is a predicted model, not a curated record. The coding region runs from base 65 to 964 and encodes 299 amino acids. The transcript is spliced from 2 exons. Lineage: Eukaryota; Viridiplantae; Streptophyta; Magnoliopsida; Asterales; Asteraceae.
AUUGCUUUAGGACCCAAAACCAAAAUACACUACUAUACCCCACACACCUACAACCAACAAAGAUAUGCUCCGGUUCUUUCUUCCCUACGUGGUUCUAGUAACCACCUUUUCCGUUCAGUUAUCCUAUGCCAUCUCGGGCCGGAGCAUUUUCCUCUUGGCGGGCCAGAGCAACAUGUCCGGCCGAGGCGGCAUAGUGAACGGCACGUGGGAUAACUAUAUCCCACCAGAAUCCUCCCCCAACCUCGCCAUCCUCCGCCUCAGUGCGGACCUCAACUGGCAACUCGCCACCGAGCCGCUUCACCGGGACAUUGAUACCACAAAAGCAUGCGGUAUCGGGCCCGGUAUGGUGUUUGCGAGUUGGUUGUUGAGAAAGGAUUCCAGCGUUGAGGUGGUGGGCUUGGUUCCUUGUGCGGUUGGAGGGACGAAUAUUAGCGAGUGGGCCCGCGGUGGCCAGCUUUAUAAUGGGCUGAUAGGGCGGGCUCAGGCGGCGUUGGAGGGUGGAGGUACUAUCCGUGGGCUGUUGUGGUAUCAAGGGGAAAGUGAUACGGUGAGCCGAGAAGACGCCGAGUCGUACAAGACUCGGUUGCAGAAUUUUUUUACUCAUUUGCGAGCCGAUCUCCUGUUGCCCGUGCUUCCCAUAAUUCAGGUUGCACUAGCAUCCGCAGAAGGACAAUACAUAGAGAUGGUAAGAGAAGCGCAACUUGGAAUGGACCUCGUGAACUUGCGAACCGUUGACGCAAAAGGUCUACGUCUCGAACCGGAUGGGUUGCACUUGACCACACCAUCUCAGGUAACUCUUGGGAAGAUGUUAGCCGAUACCUUCCUUCAAAGCCAACCUUCAUCCAUCACAAGUAAUGCUUCAAAAACGCCUCCAAACUUUUUAACAAGUUUAUUGGAUGUUUUCAUAGGGUUGGUGCACUUUUUAAGUUAUUUAUUUGUAAAGUUGAGCUUCAAAAUAAACUAACUAUUUAAUUGUUAGGUGUGUACAUAAAAAAAUCAUUGUAACCAUUCUUUGUCAUGCACACAUUUUUCUGAGACGUGGUGAAUAAAGGAGAUAUGGUUUUUAAA